Lycium barbarum (goji berry) is the source of this 414-nucleotide messenger RNA. RefSeq lists its product as uncharacterized. The coding region runs from base 1 to 414 and encodes 137 amino acids. NCBI's taxonomy places the organism in Eukaryota, Viridiplantae, Streptophyta, Magnoliopsida, Solanales, Solanaceae. The transcript has a single exon. The record is from RefSeq and is a predicted model, not a curated record.
AUGGUGAACAAUACUAGAACAACAAGAAACAACUCCAACUCGAUACCUAGGGUUACAUCAGCUAACACUGAACACACUGAACCUUCCAAUACUGAAGGAUUUUCACCUUUUUCCCUUGAUCCUUCUCAUACUUUUCACAUCCAUCCAUCUGACAAUCCUGGAAGCCAAUUGGUGGCAAUGCCAUUCUCUGGUACUGGGUUUGUACUUUGGAGAAGUAGUAUGGUGACUUCUCUCUCAGCUAAGAACAAGCUGAGUUUGCUUGAUGGAAGGACACCUCAACCACCCUCAGAAUCUCCUUAUUUUCCUUACUGGGAGAGGUGUAAUGAUAUGGUCAAAGCAUGGAUAACUAAUUCAGUUUCUAGAAAUAGUACUGUUGUCAGUGUAAUGUGCCGUAAAACUGCUAAGGAAGUAUGA